GUUAGCAAACACUUCCGCUCUAACCUACAUCCGGUUGCUCUCCCGCCGUGCUGUGCGCGGCCGGUCACAGGAAGCGUAAGGAUGUCUGGCUGGGAGCGUGAUAGCGGACGGAGCUCCGGGGAUGGACGGAGCUCCGGGGAUGGGCGGAUCUACGUGGGUAAUCUGCCGUCCGAUGUCCGGGAGAAGGAGCUGGAGGAACUGUUCCACCGCUACGGCCGGAUUCGCACCAUCGAGUUGAAGAACCGAGGCGGCGGCGCUGCACCGUUCGCUUUCAUCAGCUUCCAGGAUCCGAGGGAUGCGGAAGACGCCGUGUUUGGACGGAACGGAUACGAGUUUGGCUCUUGCCGGUUACGUGUAGAGUUCCCGCGAUCGAACAGAGGCCCCGGGGGCGGUUAUGGCGGCCCUCGUGGAAGAAACGGACCCCCAUCCCGGAGAUCUGAGUACCGAGUCCUUGUAUCAGGUCUUCCGCCAUCAGGGAGCUGGCAGGAUCUGAAGGAUCAUAUGAGAGAAGCAGGAGAUGUCUGUUAUGCUGAUGUACAUAAAGAUGGAAUGGGAAUAGUGGAAUUUAUUCGGAAAGAAGACAUGGAGUAUGCUUUGAGGAAACUGGAUGACACUAAAUUUCGGUCACAUGAAGGUGAAACCGCUUACAUUCGCGUCUGUGCAGAAAGAAACGCCAGUUACUCGCGAUCUAGAUCCCGUUCAAGAGGCCGCGAUUCUCCCUAUCAAAGUCGUCGUUCUCCUCGUUAUGCCUCCCCCUUCCGACAGUACUGAUCUGCCACACAGGGACACUUUCUAUGAAUUGAAUUCUAAAGACCAUCUGCUCUUACAUUCCACAACUGAUGGAGUUCAUUAUCUUUUAUACCAUUAUUUCUGCCCCUAAUUUUUAUUUUAUUUUUUAAAGGAAAAGUGUGAUCUUUGCAUCAGAUGUACUUGUUUUCUUUUACGUUCUGUCAUCUUU
Molecule: messenger RNA, 958 nt
Organism: Nanorana parkeri
Lineage: Eukaryota; Metazoa; Chordata; Amphibia; Anura; Dicroglossidae
Gene: SRSF9
Product: serine and arginine rich splicing factor 9
Exons: 4
Coding region: 82-771 (229 amino acids)
Cellular component (GO): nucleus; ribonucleoprotein complex; cytoplasm
Molecular function (GO): mRNA binding
Source: RefSeq, a predicted model, not a curated record